Messenger RNA from Arxiozyma heterogenica, 906 nucleotides. It is a transcript of the gene MRH1, whose product is annotated as Mrh1p. Bases 1 to 906 code for a protein of 301 amino acids. The transcript has a single exon. Lineage: Eukaryota; Fungi; Ascomycota; Saccharomycetes; Saccharomycetales; Saccharomycetaceae. Gene Ontology annotation, cellular component: endoplasmic reticulum; plasma membrane. The record is from RefSeq and is a predicted model, not a curated record.
AUGUCUGAAUAUAUUGAAUUAAUCAAGAGAGGUGGUAACGAAGCCUUAAAAUUGAAUCCACCACACGAUGUCGACUUCCACAUCACUAAGGGUGGUUCUGAUUGGUUGUUUGCUGCUUGUGCUAUCUUUGCUGCUUUGGCUUUAACUGCUGUUGUUCUAAUGUUUACCAGACAUGUUCACGAAAGAAUGGCUUACUACACUGCCAUUAUUCCAACCUUAUGUAUGUCUAUUGCUUAUUUCACCAUGGGUUCUAACUUGGGUUACACUUCUACUCAAGCCUUAUACAACAGAAACAGAGUCUCUACCCAAAAGACUCACUUAGGUUUUAGACAAGUCUUCUACGCUAGAUACAUUGGUUGGUUCUUAGCUUUCCCAUGGCCAUUUGUUCAAGCUUGUUUGAUGGGUCACACCUCCGUCUGGCAUAUUAUGUUCAACGUUCUUAUGGUUGAAAUCUACGUCGUCUCUUACUUAGUUGCUGGUUUAGUUCACUCUCAAUAUAGAUGGGGUUACUACACAAUUGGUAGUUGUGCUGGUAUCAUUGCCUGUAUCUCUGUCUUAACUACUACUAGACGUGUCGUUAAGAGAAAGGGUGGUGAGCUAUACAUGGUCUUCAGAGUUUUCACUGGUUUAUGUAUCUUCUUCUGGGCUAUUUACCCAUUAGUCUGGGGUUUAUGUGAAGGUGGUAACGUCUUAGUUCCAGAUGCUGAAGCUAUCUGGUACGGUGUCAUGGACUGUUUGUUAUUAGGUGUUAUGCCAUGUAUCUUUGUUGUUAUCUCCGGUUACUUCGGUUUAGACACCUUAGGUUACAAGUUUGAAGAUGAAGAAUCCACUUUGCCACCACCACCACCAAAGUCUCCAUCAACUUCUCCAUCUUCCAAGAGUUUAAAGAAGAAGUCAAAGAAAUAA